GAGUUUUACGAGGGAGCAGUGGGACAAAAUGCGGCAAAAUAAUCGCGAGGCAAUCGCAAAGUGGGAACAGGUGGAUUGACUGCCCUGUUUAAUGCUGCAAGGAUACUGACGAGCCUUGAUAGAGUGAGAUCGAGCCUGAAUACCGUGAUCUCAAACUCAUUGUGAGAAGCUACAAAAAGAAGGUCUUCGAAAUGGAAAAGGACAAGAUACGGACGAGCAACAUGUUCCCUCGAUUGGAAGAGGAGAUCAGAGGCUUGAAAAGAAAUCUUCGCAUCGCCGAAUCCGACGUGAAGCACCACACUGCCGAGGCAGAUCAGUACAAGAACCAGGUCUAUGGACUUCAAGUCGACUUGGAAAGUAUCGAGGCUCGCUUGAGUCAAGAGAUUCAGACAUUGAAGGACAAGCUUAACCUCAUUGAAGGAGAGCGCGAUGCCCUGAAGACGAACUUGAAGGAGGAGGAAGUCUUACGCAUUGCUGCUGAAGGCCAAAUCCCUCUACCUGCAGCAACCUCGGAGGAACACGACGAGUUCGGAUCGCCCAUUCGCUCCCCGCGGAAACUUCGCGCAAAUCGCGACGAUGAAGACAAGGAGAACGUUGCGCCGAGAAAGGCAGCGGUCGAACUUAAGUUUCUCCAGCAGCAAAUUAUCUCAGAGAAGCGACUCCGCGAGCGUGCAGAAGAGCAGAUUGACUUCAUGAAGAUGGAGUGCCAAUUCCAAUGCUGCUCUUGUCGGAUUGCAGACUUGAAGGGAUCCACAUUUAUUCACGAUGACAGUUACGCCACCGAAAUGGAGCGCAUUAAGGCUUCCGUUCCUAUCGUAACUCCACCUCAAAGCAGCCAUGGAGAUGACUCAAUUAGAGGCGUGCCCAUCAAACAAGUGUCCGUUGACAGCCAUAACGAUGACGAGUUUGAAAAUGUGGUAAUCAAGCAAGAGCCAGUAAACGACGACAAUCCGUUCGCUUCCCUUGAACAGCCAUCCGAGUCCCUUGAUCAUGCUUUCGAUAGUACAGGAUUCCCGAAGCCUCCGGUGAGUGCCACUGAAGAGCCAUCGAUGGCAUUCUCUCCAACGACUGGCACAUUCAAAGCGGUUCCGUCGCCGGCAAAGGCAUCAGUGUCGGCUGGUACAUCCACUCCCGGUGCCCUUCCUAAUUUAGACUUGUCCUUGGUCGUUGAAACAGCUGUCGAAUCCUCACCAUGGACCCCAGAAGCGAACAGCACAGUCAUUCGCACAGAGACUGCCUGUCCGCCGCCGUUCCGACCCCUCUCAAGACAGGAAUCUUUGAAGAGGCCCGUUCUGAGCAGCAUUGUGAUCCACGAAGAUGCUGUCGAGGACGAAUUAGAAGAGAACUCUGAGCCACUGACUCCACUACAUGGUCCUUCGGGUCCAGCAACACCCGGACAAUAUCUAACGCGCACUAUCACAACUACGACUACCAUCCCGCUUCACUUCUCCCCGUUUACCCCAGCAAGAAAAGAGGCUGACCAACCCCUGACUCCGUCCACCAUCGCUCAUACGCGCAUGCACACCUCAUCCCAACCAUUAGCCGAUCUAUCCUUGAACACGCUUCCAUUUGACAGAGAGGCAGCGUUAGAGCAGAUCCGCCAGCGACGAGGUAGAGCUAGGAGCAUGGCCGCUGGUCACGGGACGCCGAGGAAGCAGAUGAUGGAGGGAGUUACAGAGAGGCGAGACAUCAGUGCACCGGUUGGUCGAGUACGACGAUGACAAUUGAGGGAGCGGGAAGCUCUGCGAUGGACGUAACUGAUGUGCUGACAGUGUCGUAGUAUCAGAUGUAGAGACUAUAUAAUUUCCUCGUACCCGGGAUUAGCUUUCGGAGGAGUGCUUAGCGGCAUUACUGGGAGUUUGGGGGUCUUUCUUUCUUCCCUUGAGGCAGCAGUGCUGCGAUCGUUGAGGGAGUGUGAUCUUGGCUUGGCUGGCUCCCAUUUGGAUGGCCUUUUGGGGUUCGAUGCGAGUGACUUCUGGGCGCUGUAUCUUAGUGUAAUUGAGAAUGUUAUUCAAAGCCACUCAGAUGUCUUCGCCAUGGGACACCAUUGAUGAG
Messenger RNA from Lindgomyces ingoldianus, 2055 nucleotides. RefSeq lists its product as uncharacterized. The transcript has 2 exons. Bases 192 to 1721 code for a protein of 509 amino acids. The record is from RefSeq and is a predicted model, not a curated record. Lineage: Eukaryota; Fungi; Ascomycota; Dothideomycetes; Pleosporales; Lindgomycetaceae.